CGACCCACCUCUCGGGCGCCGUCCCCGUCACGGCGCCGCGGGACAGCCAUGCCAGGCCGCCUGCUGCGGGGCCUGUGGCAGCGAUGGCGCCGUUACAAGUACCGCUUCGUACCUUGGAUCGCGCUGAACCUGAACCACAACCCGAGGACCCUCCGAUAUGUUCCAGAGGAAUCCAAAGACAAAAUUAUCUCAGAUGAAGAUGUCCUAAAAACAUUACUGAAAGUUUUCCAGGCUCUGUUCAUAAAUGAUUUCAAUAAACAAUCAGAUAUCUUGACUGUGCUUCCAGAAGUUGUUAAAUCAAAGUAUCAAGACCUACUGUCAGUUCAACAUCCAAGGCUGAAAUUGCUUGAACACAGAUAUCAACAGCAAAAUAUCUUUAAACCAGAAGAAAUUCUUUAUAAGACAUUGGGUUUCAGUAUUGCUCGAGCAACUAGUUCAUUGAUUUCUGCUGGAAAAGGUGUCUUCGUUACUAAAGGAUUGGUACCAAAAGGCGCGGUUGUAUCUAUGUAUCCUGGUACAGUAUAUCAGAAGUAUGAGCCAAUCUUUUUCCAAUCCAUUGGAAAUCCAUUUAUUUUUAGAUGCUUAGAUGGGAUACUCAUUGAUGGAAAUGACAAAGGAAUAUCAAAAGUCGUAUACAGAUCUUGCAAUGGGAGGGAUCGACUUGGCCCUUUAAAAAUGAGUGAUAGUACAUGGCUAACAUCAGAAAUUCACAAUCCACUGGCCGUAGGACAGUAUGUAAACAAUUGUUCAAAUGACAGAGCAGCUAAUGUCUGUUAUCAGGAAUUUGAUGUGCCUGCAGUUUUCCCUAUAGAGCUGAAGCAGUAUCUUCCAAACAUUGCCUACAGCUAUGACAAGCAAAGCCCCCUUCGAUGUGUCGUUCUUGUUGCACUCAGGGACAUCAAACAAGGAGAAGAGCUUUUUUCAAACUACUAUACAAUUGUCAGCUAACUCUAUGAAUUAGAAAUUAGGAUUUAUACUCAGCUGUUGAGUUAAUUUAAAUGUUUUUUGUUAAUUGUUUCUCUGAGUUUCACCUAAAGAACAAAUAUUUUGAGACCUAAUCGGAAUGGGAGUUUUUUGUUUUUAUUGAUAUUAUAUUUAUGUUUCAAUUUCAUGAUAAAAGCUAUCUGCUGCGUUAUAAUUUCAAAUUUGCAAUGCAAUUUUAAUUGGUUUUCACCUGGAUACACAAAAGCUUAUUAAAUUAAAAUCUACUGCCUGAACUUAUAAUUUCAAUUUUUCUUUUGUUUCUUUUGUAUAUCUUUGUGGUGGCUUAUAAAAUUUUAGCUAAGUCAUCAGCAAUUCUUAUACUGUUGAUGUGUACAAACUCCUGUAAAAACAUUAUUUUUACAGAAAAAACUAAAGCCAAAAAUAUUUGUUGUGGUGCCAUGAGUUAAUUGGUAUGUGUGUCUAAUUUAAAGAU
Messenger RNA from Equus quagga, 1417 nucleotides. RefSeq names its product SET domain containing 9 (gene SETD9). The record is from RefSeq and is a predicted model, not a curated record. The transcript is spliced from 6 exons. Gene Ontology annotation, molecular function: protein binding. Lineage: Eukaryota; Metazoa; Chordata; Mammalia; Perissodactyla; Equidae. Bases 49 to 948 code for a protein of 299 amino acids.